Kickxella alabastrina is the source of this 2886-nucleotide messenger RNA. Its product is annotated as DNA polymerase family A-domain-containing protein. Gene Ontology annotation, cellular component: gamma DNA polymerase complex; mitochondrion. Gene Ontology annotation, molecular function: 3'-5' exonuclease activity; DNA-directed DNA polymerase activity; DNA binding. The record is from RefSeq and is a predicted model, not a curated record. The coding region runs from base 1 to 2880 and encodes 959 amino acids. NCBI's taxonomy places the organism in Eukaryota, Fungi, Kickxellomycota, Kickxellomycetes, Kickxellales, Kickxellaceae. Gene Ontology annotation, biological process: mitochondrial DNA replication. The transcript has 7 exons.
AUGUUUUUUGCUGCUGCCUGUGGUGACAGCAGCACCAAAGCCGUUGACAACUCUGACUUUGAUCUACCAGAUCUGCAGGGGGAGACCAUAGAGGAGCAUUUUAUGAACAUUGGCGAGGCUGUGGCUAAGCCUUACUUGGGGCUGGCUAGCGAGUUUGCAAGGGUGAAGGAUAAGAAGAUGCCGCGGUUGCCUGAGAACAGCGAAUGGAUAAUGCAGGCCGGGUGGACAAAGUAUUCCGCAGAUGGAUCGCACACGAGGGUGGUGGUCCAGGACUCGCCUUUCCCCGUAAUGGCCGCCGCGGCAUCAGUCUCCGCCUGGUAUUUCUGGGUCUCGCCGUACCUCUCGGGUGACUCUCCACACCCUCGCCAUCUCAUCCCACUUAUGAACCCAGGCCAGCAUCAGAAGCAGCAGCCGCGCCUGGUGAUUGGCCACAACAUUGGAUACGACCGGGCGCGCAUCCAAGAAGAACGCCUGCUCAAGCGGCCACCAAUUGCAUUCUCGACACCAUGUCCCUGCACGUCUCUGAGAUCAACGUGGAUUCGCUACUCCAGGGCCAAAAAGGACAACGACCAGGAGUAUUUGCAGCUCAAUGCCGACACAGAAAAGUUCUUUGACGUCAGCUCGCUCAACAGCCUGCGCGAGGUCGCUCAGCAUUACUGCAAGAUUACCAUGGACAAGAGCAAGCGCGAUGUCUUUGUCGACGGCACCAUCCAGGAUGUGCGCAAUGACUUUGCGCAGCUUGCCGGGUACUGCGCCCGCGACGUCGACACCACUUGGCGGGUGUACUCCAAGGUUUUCCCGGCGUUCCGCAAAAAAUGCCCGCACCCUGUGUCCUUUGCUGGCAUGCUCACCAUGAUCGAGGGAUAUCUUCCGGUGGACCGCUCCUGGCCCGAGUAUGUCAAGCGCAGCGAAGAACUGCUGGCCAAACUGUCCGACGCUGUCAGCGUGAAGAUUCGCGAGCUGGCCGAGGAGGCGCUCAAGGCUGAGUCGCCGAUGGAUGACCCCUGGCUGAAGAACCUCGACUGGACUGCAGUCCCACAAAAGUACACGCGGGCCGUGUACAAGGUUGACGGGUCGUACGCGAAGGGCGGCGAGCCACGACCGUACACCAACCAGGUGCUGCCGGGGUACCCCCAGUGGUACCGCGAUCUGUGGGACACUAAGCUCAAGCGCAUCCAUAUCACCGUACGCUCGCGCCUCGCGCCCUACUUGCUUAAACUCAAGUGGCUGGGAUACCCGCUGUACCACUCAUCUGCUCACGGUUGGACUUUCCGCGUGCCCAGUGCCGACUACCACCGAUCCCUUGAGGACAAGCCAUCCGAUACCCAGCUGGGGCAGCCAAACUUUAAAAACAUGCGCAAGCUUUCAUUUCCCACUGACCCAGAGCAUGCCGACUACGAGUCGAUCCCAGUCGCGGAUGUUGAUGGGGUGUACUUUAAGGUGCCGCAUUCCGACGGGCCCGACGCAAACUGCGGCAGCCCCCUGGCCAAGGGGUACCAGACGGCCAUCGAGGACGGCACGUUAUCCUCGUCCUACGCGAUGGCCAAACAGGCGAUGGAUAUGAAUGCUAUGUGCUCGUACUGGAUGAGUGCGCGCGAACGGGUAAAGUCGCAGUUUGUUGUGCCUGCCAAGAAAGACGGUGAGGAACUGGGCAUCAUUUUGCCGAUGGUGGUUCCAAUGGGCACCAUCACCAGGCGCGCAGAGCUCUGGAUAUCAGCACUCAUCGGUGACUCGCAGUUCCGCACUCAUGGCGCAACGGCAUUUGGGUGGAUGACCUUGCAGGGCACAAAGGCCGCCGGCACUGACCUCCACUCAAACUCUGCGCGCAUCCUGGGUAUCGGCCGCGGCAGUGCCAAGAUCUUCAACUACGGGCGCAUCUACGGCGCCGGUGUCAAAUACGCGACGACUCUGCUUUUGCGAUUCAACCCCGACAUGACCGAGACAGAGGCCCUCGAAAAGGCCAACCGCCUGUACGCGUCGACGAAGGGAAAUAGCAUGCGCAACCGAAAGUUUUUCGGCCGCCCCUUUUGGCACGGCGGCUCCGAGAGCUACAUGUUUAACCAACUCGAGGCCAUUGCAACCUCAGACGACCCGCGCACGCCGGUCCUCGGCUGCGCGAUCACCGAUGCGCUGAAAAAAAGCAUUGCCGGCAGCCGUUUUAUGACGUCUCGCGUCAACUGGGUAGUGCAGAGCUCGGGCGUCGAUUAUCUGCACAUGCUCUUGGUCUCCAUGAGCUAUCUCGCCCGACUCUACCGCAUAGACAUGCGCUUUGUCAUCUCAGUCCACGACGAGGUCAGGUACAUGGUGGCCGAGCACGAUGUCCACCGGGCCGCCCUGGCCUUGCAGAUAUCCAACCUUUGGGUGCGCUCACUGUUCAGCUACCGCAUGGGCAUGGAGGAUUUGCCCCAGAGUGUGGCUUUUUUCUCCGCCGUCGACGUCGACCACGUUUUGCGCAAGGAGGUCGACAUGGAUUGUCUGACGCCCACAAACACCACGCCAAUUCCGCCAGGCGCAUGCUACACCAUCUCGGACACCCUGCGCUUGACCAACGGCGGCCGCCUGGAUUCGCCAAACAGUUUAGUUCAAACUGGUCGAUUACCCAACUCUCGCAUCGGAAGGGGCGGUAAUGCCACGGAAGGACACUCAUCUACAUUGCCGCUGACAGCUAUCGACGAAAAGAACCAGCCCGAUUCGAUCUGGUUGACCGCACAAAUGCUAGGCAGCUUCCCCGAGAUCAAAAAGCUCAUUGGCGCGGCGGAGCGUGAUGCUGUCGUUCAAAACUACUGGGCGACAUCACCAGAGAUUAAGCGAAACAAAUCGUUCGGGAGCUGCUCUGAAACUAAGCGCAUAGUUAGAAAGGCAAAGCAAAAAAAGAUGUAAAAAUAA